This is a messenger RNA of Chrysoperla carnea, 2411 nucleotides long. It is a transcript of the gene sub, whose product is annotated as kinesin-like protein subito. The coding region runs from base 57 to 2369 and encodes 770 amino acids. Gene Ontology annotation, cellular component: kinesin complex; nucleus; microtubule. The record is from RefSeq and is a predicted model, not a curated record. Gene Ontology annotation, biological process: microtubule-based movement. The transcript has 4 exons. Lineage: Eukaryota; Metazoa; Arthropoda; Insecta; Neuroptera; Chrysopidae. Gene Ontology annotation, molecular function: ATP hydrolysis activity; ATP binding; microtubule binding.
UUUAACAAAUUGAGUACGGUUAAAAAUAAGUGUAGAAUUAAUUAAUCUAAACGAAAAUGGAUGAAAGAGUUAAAUAUUUACAAGCAAGAGAUCCAAGUAUUAUAAGUGGAUAUGUUGCGACAACGAAAAUCACAAACAAAAAUAUUAGGCAACGAAAGCUGUUACCAUUAUUAAAUAAACUCGAAACUCAAGCUGAUUCUAGUAUGGAAAAUGAAUCAACGAACUCUACUUCCGUACGCGAUACUAAACAAUUUAAAGUAUAUCUACGAAUAAAACCAACGGAAAAUGGUAUCGAUAGUAAAAUAUAUAAAAUUGAUCACCACAAAAAUGAACUUUUAUGUCAAACAACGUCAAAUAUCAACUGCGGUCGUAAUGGUCGAAAAAAUGAUGAAACUAUCAUCAAAAAAUAUAAAUUCGAUAAAAUAUUUAACGAUACGGUCAAACAGAAUGAGAUCUUCAACAAAUGUGUAGAAUCACAAUUAUAUAAUUUAAUUUAUAACGAUGUGGAUACAAAUGUGAUGACAUAUGGAGCAUCUGGAUCUGGGAAAACACAUACAAUUCUUGGUGAUAUUAAUGCACCAGGUAUUAUACCACGCUCAUUAGAAUAUAUAUUUCGUCAUAUUAAAAAUAAUGAUGUAUCUAAAUCACCUACCGGGUAUAUGAAACAAAUUAAUAAUGAAUCUGUACAAGAAUUAAAUCGUGAAGAGUAUGAAAUCGAAUAUGAGAAUACAAUGAAAUUGUUGACUUUGUUUUGGAAGAAUGACAACGAAAGUCAUUUACACGUGAAAACAUAUAAAGCAAUGGAAAAUCGUAUCAGCAACGAAUAUGACACCUCAAAAUCAUGCUCAACAUCUUUUGAAUGUGAUCAAACAAAGAAUUACGUGUACACAGUAUGGAUAUCAUUCUUUGAAAUUUAUAAUGAAAAUGUUUAUGAUUUAUUAACUUUUCCAAAUGAAAAUGAUAGUCAGCAAUCGUCAUUACAUCAUAUGCAGAAUCGUAGAAAUCUAAAAGUUAUACAAGAUUGUAAAGGCAACGUACACGUUAAAGAUUUAACAACAUACCUUGUAAAAAAUGGUUGUGACGCUUAUCAACUACUCCAAUAUGGUAUACACAAAAUCAAAUAUGCAUCAACAUUAAUCAAUCAACAUUCCUCACGUUCGCACUGUAUAUUUAAAGUAAAACUCUUAAAGCAUGCAAUUCAAUCUGAUAAUCAAGAUGUAAUCAUCAGUAACAUUAGCUUCAUUGACUUAGCUGGUUCCGAACGAGUCAAGGAUACAUUAAAUAAAGGUGUACGUUUAAAAGAAUCCAAUAAUAUCAAUUCAUCUUUAAUGGUUUUGAAUCGUUGUUUACAAUUAAUUCACGAUAAACAACAUUUACAGAAUAAUUCAAAAAUCAUGAUACCAUAUCGUCAAUCGAAAUUGACACAAAUAUUAAAACGGGCUUUAUCUGGCCACGAAUUGAUUACAAUGAUAGUAAAUAUUGCACCUAGAUUGCAAAUGUUUGAGACAACUCAACAUGUCUUGCAAUUUUCAUCAAUUGCAAAAAACAUUAUCGUGAUUAAUAGUACAAGACGUCUAUCGAAAUUCACGCAAUAUUUAGCCAAAGACAAAUCAUUAACAAAGUCGGAAGAAUCGAUAACUUCAAAUGGAACCACGACUGUUGACUAUGAACAACAAAUUGAAUAUUUACUAAACGAAAAUCGUAAAUUAAAAGAUUUUGUACAACAACAAGAAAGAAUAUUUGAGCAUCGAAUACAAGCCGAACGUGAAGAAGUUGUCAAUGAAUAUAAUGAAAUUUUAAACGAUAAUGAAAAACAAUGGGAAAAACGUUUACAAAAUGCGAUCGAACGAUGUAAACAACGUGACACUUUUAACUAUAGUACAAUUACGAUAAAUAGUAGUUUGGAAGAAUCGAAUGAUGAGGAAACGGAUAAUGAGGAAGAACAAGCACCAACUAUUAUAGCAAAUAACAAACGCUCACGAAUAUGCAAUACAGAGAAUUUGGAAGGAGAUACCUCAAAGCGAACACGAUUAUCGGAGAAAAUUCCAUCGAAUGUUGGUUCUGAAUCGGAAUCGGCUUUAAUUAAAAAAUUACAAGAUGAAUUAAAAUAUUAUAAGGAAAUUGUCGCAGAUGCGAAACGUGAUUACGAAGUAUUAAAAAGUGAUCAUGAUGAUUUAACACAGAAAUAUGUCGAACUUUGCGAUCGACAUUUACAAUGUAUUAAUAACGAUAAUAUUGUUUAUGAUUUAAGUAACGAAAAUGAUGAUGAGGAAUCUGAUAACGACAGUAUUAUUAGUAAUAUUUCAAAUAAUAAGGGUGAUAAACGUGAUGAUGAUCAAAGUGCUAGCAUAAAUUUCUCUAAUUUUUAAUUAAUUUUUUUUAACCUGGUGUUAUUUUUUAUAUUUUGUAAA